Recurvomyces mirabilis is the source of this 2448-nucleotide messenger RNA. RefSeq lists its product as uncharacterized. Bases 1 to 2448 code for a protein of 815 amino acids. NCBI's taxonomy places the organism in Eukaryota, Fungi, Ascomycota, Dothideomycetes, Mycosphaerellales, Teratosphaeriaceae. The record is from RefSeq and is a predicted model, not a curated record. The transcript has 2 exons.
AUGACGAUUCGCCGCGAAGAGCGUAAUCAUGCACCGAAUCGCCGUCCCUCGAUACUGAAGAAGAAGACUAGCCCACCUUAUAUUCGCAUAGGAUACUUGCCUAGAGUAGUGGAGAUCUUGACGCCCAAAUCCGGGGUCUUGGACGGCAUUUUUGCCACGAUAUGGCGGAAAACGAACGGCAGAUUCGGACCAAGGUCUCAUGCGCCAGCACAUCUGCCACAAUUUGACUUGGUGGAAGAUGCUUCAGCUGGCGCUACUUCCGCUGCUGCGCACGAGCAUGCCACAACUCAUCCAUCGAAGAUCGAAAGUAGCGACACUAUUGCGGCAAGAGAGCGACUAGCUCAGCUCCGCCGAGCCUUGAACGAGUUCAGACUUCAAUACGACUUACUGAUAUCAGACAAGUCAUUGAGCGAAGACUAUCGUAAGCAGAAAUCUGACUAUUUAUCAUCCGCUAUCGAGAAAGUGGUUCUGCGACUUAGCACUGAUCGGAUCGUUCUUCAUCUUGAAGCGGACGACAGUCUGCGUGAUGAGAAGCAGCAAUUCUCUCGAGAUGCUCAUGUGCUACUUUCCAGACUAAUGGUGGUUGCGAUACCUACGAUCUCAACGAAGAACGUCGAGGCUCGGUCUGCUGCUCCUCCGCAGCAGUCAGCUUUGCGGUCGUCACAUUCGAUUCCAGGCCGAUAUCCUGUACUCCCUCAUCAGGACGAUCAGGACUUGUACACAUCUUCCGUCCCGCAGUCGCCUGCACAUGUUCCAGUCAAUGAACUUCAUUCGAAUCCUCUGGGACUCAGAGGGUAUGAGACUUUAGACAGGUAUAGGACUGAUACAACCACUGGCUGGCGCACAACUCUUCGUAACCUUGUGACUCAAAGAGCGAAGGUACUGAAUGAGGGUGAAAGGAAGAAGCCGAAACAAAUACUGCCGCCUAGCUAUCAGAUGCAUACAGCAGUAGUCGCAAAUACACCUGGAGCCUGGCCAUCAUGGACGGAAUUGCAACCCGCGACUCCUAUGCAAGUCACUCCUACUGGCCUUUCUGCCGAUGCUAGGCUGGUAUUUAGUCCGCUAGUCCACCAAGUUCGAAUCAUCCUGCAGAAUGCGUUGGGUAUGAGCUGGGAGGCGAUACCUGAGCAUGCAGACCUCGCAGACCUUGGGCUCACACUACGAGACAAGGUGCAGGUUCUCGAGCACUUGCGUGCUGCAACUAAGCCAAGUCUGCCAGAUACUCUAUUGAUCAUGCAACGCACUCGAGCUUCCAUCGAAGCAGCCGUGGAGAAAAGUGCCGAAGUCCAGGCCCUGCCCGAAGUCACCACUGAGAUGAUCAGGCCAGCAAGCCAGACUGUGAUGGAGUUCCUGCAAUCUCUUGUGGAGCAACACGAAGUCUUGAUGAGCUUCAAUGACGAAGUUGCCUGUACCCUGGACACCUACCAGGCCCUUCCAGACAUUCAAGUGCAAGACAAACUGGCCAGCAUCAACGAUAGCUAUAUCACCCGCCUGCACAGCCAUCUCCAAGCUCUGGAUCUUGAGGGCCUGCAAGCUAGUCUCUCCACCCGCAAAGCCCUCGAGUCGCUUGAAGACACCAUGCAGUACUUUCAUCAAUUCAAGAUGGCGCAUGAGACCCGUGCAAAAGCUUCAGCAGGCUUGUCACUGUCGCUCAGAUGUAGUCGGGAUCUGGCAUUCGAAGAGAUUCGUCGCACAGUAUGGGAGUCGGUAAGAGCCAUGUCGCAGACGCACACAGAUAUCAGGAUCCGUGAAUUGGCGGGGAUGAGCCUCGAGCAGGUAGAUGUCUAUGUGUAUAACGAGCGUCAGAAUCUGGAAGCGGAGACGAAGAGAUUAGAAGGCCUAGCUCUUAAUGCGAGAGGGAGAGGCGAACGAGCAAGACGAAGCGACGAGCAAGAUACAGAUGAGGAACACUUAGAGACUGCACGACGUGCGAGACAAGCAGCGCGACAACAGCGUAGUGGUCGAGGCGGCGCUCGAGAAAAUGGCAACACUCAGGGAGUUUCUCGGUCUGCACCAGAGCAAGCACAGUCGAGAGUACGAUCAGUGCUGGAAUACCGUGAUCGUCCUGCCAGCAGUCGGAGCUCACCUAUCAACUUCGGGUCUGAUGACGAAGACCAUGACCGAAACCAACCGGAUUCGGAUGGUGAGCAGACGGAAGAGCCCACGAUCCACCCGGACAGACAAGCACUUCUUGCGUCCUCAUCAGCACAGAAUACACUUACAUUCCGAUCAUGGCAGCAAAACAUUAUCACGGCGGACGAGAAAGAGCAAGAACGUCGUCGUGCAGAGCAAGCAGGGAGUGAGGCUUUUGACGAGGCACGACAACGUGGUAAUGGCGCUAGCACCCGUGGAGGACGCGGAAGAGGAGCACGAGCACGUGCUGAGCCGAGUGGCCGUGGUCGCGGUCGUGGUCGUGGCCGUGGCAGCGGGGAUGGAGUGAUGCCGUAA